AUGGGCUUUGUCUCUGGUCUCACUUCACUCUGGGCUGCUCUUUUCACCUGCCAGUUUGCCCAGUAUGCUGAGAUUGUCAACUUCACUCUCCCUGAUGGGACUCAGAGGAGUGGCCAAGUGCUUGAGGUGGCUGGAACCAAGGCCAUUGUUCAGGUAUUUGAAGGGACUUCUGGGAUUGAUGCCCAGAAGACAACUUGUGAAUUCACAGGGGACAUCCUACGGACUCCAGUGUCAGAGGACAUGUUGGGUCGGGUUUUCAAUGGCUCCGGCAAACCCAUUGACAAAGGGCCAGUGGUCAUGGCAGAGGAAUUUCUGGAUAUCAAUGGCCAGCCCAUCAACCCCCAUGACCGCAUCUACCCAGAGGAGAUGAUCCAGACGGGCAUUUCUCCCAUUGAUGUCAUGAACAGCAUUGCCCGCGGUCAGAAGAUUCCCAUCUUCUCAGCAGCUGGGCUCCCCCACAAUGAGAUUGCUGGCCCAAUCUGCCCGCCAGCUGUGUGAAGAAAAUCCAAGCUUCUGGAUAUCAUAGACAACUUCGCCAUGUUUUUGCACCAUGGUAAGAGAGUCAAUAAGGACCAGAAUUCUGAAAUUGUGACAGCAGCCCUUCCUCCCUUCGGCUGUGCACAACCCGAUCUGAUGAGGGAGCCACAAUCCUGCUCCUUGACAAACUGUCAGAAUCCAGGCCAGUCUGGUAGCAGAGGAAAGAACAUGACAGAAGCAGUGAACAUGGAGACAGCCAGGUUCUUCAAGUCUGACUUCGAGCAGAAUGGAACCAUGGGGAACGUCUGCCUCUUCCUGAACUUGGCCAAUGAUCCUACGAUCGAACGAAUCAUCACCCCACGCCUGGCACUGACCACUGCUGAAUUCCUUGCCUACCAGUGUGAGAAGCACGUGCUGGUCAUACUGACUGACAUGAGCUCCUACGCAGAAGCCUUGCGAGAGGUCUCCGCUGCCAGAGAGGAAGUGCCCGGGCGCCGAGGCUUCCCUGGAUACAUGUACACAGACCUGGCCACCAUCUAUGAAAGAGGCCGUGUGGAGGGCCGGGGUGGAUCCAUCACACAGAUCCCAAUCCUCACCAUGCCCAAUGAUGAUAUCACCCACCCCAUCCCAGACCUGACAGGCUUCAUCACAGAGGGACAGAUUUAUGUGGACAGACAGCUGCAUAAUAGACAGAUCUACCCUCCCAUCAACGUGCUUCCUUCUCUGUCACGGCUGAUGAAAUCUGCCAUUGGGGAGGGCAUGACAAGAAAGGACCAUGGAGAUGUCUCCAACCAGUUGUACGCCUGCUACGCCAUCGGCAAGGACGUGCAGGCCAUGAAGGCGGUGGUCGGGGAGGAAGCGCUCACCUCCGAGGACCUGCUCUUCCUGGAAUUCCUGCAGAAGUUCGAGAAGAAUUUCAUCAACCAGGGCCCUUACGAGAACCGCUCGGUGUUCGAGUCUCUGGACCUGGGUUGGAAGCUGUUGCGCAUCUUCCCCAAGGAGAUGCUGAAGCGCAUCCCGCAGAGCGUGAUCGACGAGUUCUACUCCCGUGACGGGGCGCCGCACGACCCAGCGUCCGACACUGCGCUCUAG
Molecule: messenger RNA, 1569 nt
Organism: Castor canadensis (American beaver)
Lineage: Eukaryota; Metazoa; Chordata; Mammalia; Rodentia; Castoridae
Source: RefSeq, a predicted model, not a curated record